Alternaria novae-zelandiae is the source of this 1407-nucleotide messenger RNA. RefSeq lists its product as uncharacterized. NCBI's taxonomy places the organism in Eukaryota, Fungi, Ascomycota, Dothideomycetes, Pleosporales, Pleosporaceae. The record is from RefSeq and is a predicted model, not a curated record. Gene Ontology annotation, molecular function: protein binding. Bases 1 to 1407 code for a protein of 468 amino acids. The transcript is spliced from 2 exons.
AUGCUUCCGUCUGCAGCAGAACUUGUCGCGCGGUAUCUGAGAGCGAAUGGGUACACUCAGACCUUGAACAGCUUUGUUCAGGAAGCAGACCUGCCUUCGGAUACGGGCUCAGCUGCUGAUAACCCGAUCACUAUCGAGUCUAUCUUGCAAGAGAAGAAGACAUUCGACCUAAGCCUCAACUUUGAGAAGCUUGGGGUUGAUGAUGCAAAGCAAGCAUGGACCGUUCAGGCGCCUGCUAAGCCGAAAGUUGUAGAGUCUUUACCGAGUCGAUCCAACAUACUCAGCAUUUCCGUUCUCGACCUGUUACUACCAUCAACGACAGCAACACAACAGUAUAUUGCCGUCACCACGGCUGAUCGUCAAUUACACCUGAUGGAUCCGAGCACAUCGUCGCUUGACUGCAUCCAGACGAUUUCCAGCUUCCAGGGUUCUCCAACUCUAGACAUUGUUCCGGUAGACUCCAGACGACUGCUGAUAGCUUCGAUGUCUGGCAAGCUGACGCUGUUCGAUGCAGCCGCCAACGCCAUACUGGAAGAACGUAAAGAUCACUCCAAGUAUGUUGUCAAAAUCUCCACCUGGUCUUCCGAAGGCGGUUCCAUGCUAGUUGCCAGCGCGGGAUGGGAUGCCAAAGUAGUCCUAUACCAGCUUGAUCCCAAUGUCGACCAGCCGCGACUAGGAGACCCAAUAGCAACCUUGUCGUUACCCAGCAUUCCAGAGUCGACCUUAUUCGUCACCUUACCUGGAGACGGAACACCAGUCCUGGUAGUUGCUCGAAGAGACUCGACCUUUCUGCAUUUCUACGCUGUACCUAGCCCAGAGUCACCGACGUUCACCCUGAUCGGCAAGCAGAAUCUUGCUCCGCAUUCCAAUGCCUGGGUUGCAUUCACGCCAUCCGAUAUCCAGAUCUGCCCUACAAAUCCACAUCUUGUGGCGAUCGCGACAUCCAGCACGCCGCAUAUGAAGCUAUUGGUCGCGAAGCUUCUGCUUCCUCCUACUCGUUCUUCAGUGACGGAUACAGGUACUAGUCUAGACUCGGAUGGACCCGUCACACAAGCGUCGCAAGCCCGGGCUGAGCUGCUCGUUGCAGAUAAAGAAGAAGCGGCUAUAUUAGUCAAUGUCUCCACUCUUGCGCCACAAACCGCUUACUCCACGCCGCGUCUCGUCUGGCGACCUGAUGGCUCUGGUGUGUACGUGAGCUCUGAUGAUGGUGUGGUUCGUGGCAUUGAAACCAAGAGUGGAAAGUUGAUCUCAUCAUUGGAGGCACACGAGCCUGGGUCAAAGCUACGAUGUCUCUGGGCGGGCCAGAUGGUAGGGCCUGGUUCCCCUGGUUCAGACGACAAAGGGAAGGCCGAGUUCUUGAUAAGUGGGGGGUUCGAUCAAAAGCUUAUCGUCUGGAGUUCGUCUUGA